AAACCAAUCACACUCACUUCCUUCACACACACACACACACACACACUCACACACACUCCGACAGGCAGACUGCGUGCUUUUACAGCUCAGACACGGCAGCGUUUUAUUUCGAGCAAAACUCUCAUGACUAAACACACGAUGGAACGCCAGUUAGUUUUGCUGCUGCUUUGGACGCUGACUGCAUUGGUCAGCAUUACUGAAUCACAAAAAAUACAAGUGACUGAUCGCCAUGAUGGAGUUAGGCUGGAUUGUGGGACAGAAUACCAUAUCGAAGCUCCAGGGGAUGAACCUAAAGACAGCAUAGAGCUGAAGAACCUUGAAGACCUCACAGAAGAGUACACAUGUGUAAAAAAAGACUCAGGAGAGAAGGGAUCAAAAAUCUUAGUGAACAUUCGGACUUGUGACAACUGCAUAGAGCUCAACAAGGCAGCGAUAGCAGGCCUAGCGGUGGGAGAAGUGUUGGCUACCAUUGUGAUCGGAGUGGCCAUCUAUCUGGUGGCUUCUAAAGCUGGGACUGGUCCAGCCCCGACUAACAAGAAAAGCUCUGACAGACAGCAUCUUGUUCCUAAUGAAGUGACCAACAGACCCACAAAUGAUCAUUACCAGCCUCUGAGACCCAAAGGUGGCCAGAAAGACACGUACGAUGUGCUCACCAACAGGAGAUAGAAGCUCACUGCAAUCCAUCCCAGACUCCCUGCUGAAAACAAGCCUGCAUUCCCACCAGCUGCAGGAGGGAGGAGUCCUAUCAUUGCUUAUUCCUGGUGUGAUUUGCUCUGUAUGAUACUGCUUUAGUUGAAUCGCUCUCUUAAUCUUUUAUUUGCAGCACACCUAUGAAACGAUGCUCUGCAGAGACCUGCCACUUAUUGAACUUCCUGUUAGCCUGAUGCUAUGUAUCAUCAGUGUUUCAGCUGUUGUGGUUUUCUAGAUACAACUGAAAUCAUGGUAUUUUUCUUUAUUGUCAAAAGAACUCUCACGUUGCAAUAAUAAAAGCUGGAGAAUAAAAAUUGCCAUGCUGA
Amphiprion ocellaris (clown anemonefish) is the source of this 1016-nucleotide messenger RNA. Its product is annotated as T-cell surface glycoprotein CD3 gamma chain. The transcript has 7 exons. Gene Ontology annotation, molecular function: transmembrane signaling receptor activity. The record is from RefSeq and is a predicted model, not a curated record. Bases 124 to 666 code for a protein of 180 amino acids. Gene Ontology annotation, cellular component: alpha-beta T cell receptor complex; external side of plasma membrane. Gene Ontology annotation, biological process: cell surface receptor signaling pathway; positive thymic T cell selection. Lineage: Eukaryota; Metazoa; Chordata; Actinopteri; Pomacentridae.